AUGCACAAAGAUUGGGCUUCUUUUGGCAACGGUCGCGUUUAUACAGACGAGGUCAAGCUUGGUAAUGUUAAGGUCAAGGACGUGGUUGUUUAUCACCAACGCAAGAGCGACAACACUGGCUACGGCGACCACAUACACGGCAUCUUGGGCGUCAUGCCUCGUGACACUUCAUUGGCCUCGGACCAUCCCACGAUUGUCGACGCAGCUAUGGACCAACAUUCAUUCAAGAAGAAUAUAUGGCAGGUGACAUUCCGUGAUGAUGGCGAGUCCUCGCUGAACAUUGGAAAGAUUGACAAGUCCGAGUAUGAAGGCGAGCUUGGAUGGGUGAGCUUGGACGACGGUCAAGACGAAUGGCGUCUGGAAAUCGACAUUAACGGGUACAAGGCGUUUGGUGUUUUGGAUACUGGAGGCACCCAUCGCAUGGGAGCGAGCGUCGAUCGUGUAAAGGCACUCUUUGACAGGCUGCCCAUCAGGUUAACUGAAGUUGGUGCCAAUGACAGCCAUAUCGAGGGAUGGUUCGACUGCGAUAAUCUUCCGGACAUUACAUUCACAGUCGGUGGUCGUCAACUCAAGUACCCAAAGCGAUUCAUGACGGAGAAGAGGCCCGGCGAUGAUUCAAAAUGCAAAUUCCAAGUCUGGGGAGCAGAUGAUAUGACUGAAUGGAACUUUGGUAAUUCGAUUUUCCGUAUGGCUUCGGUUGUAUUUGACAUGGACAAUCGACGCGUCGGUUUUGCGCCACAGAGGAAAAAGUAG
Molecule: messenger RNA, 753 nt
Organism: Malassezia globosa CBS 7966
Lineage: Eukaryota; Fungi; Basidiomycota; Malasseziomycetes; Malasseziales; Malasseziaceae
Product: putative aspartyl protease
Exons: 1
Coding region: 1-753 (250 amino acids)
Biological process (GO): proteolysis
Molecular function (GO): aspartic-type endopeptidase activity
Source: RefSeq, a predicted model, not a curated record